AUGGAGAACCAAAAGAAUCCAGCAGCAUCCUUCAGUACUUGGGACUAUGUGAUUUUUGCUCUUAUGCUGGUCAUUUCAGCAGCUAUUGGUGUUUAUUAUGCCUUCGCCCAGCACAGAGAGCAGACCUCUAAGGAUUUUUUGGUGGGUGGCCAGAGUAUGACAGCGGUGCCUGUUGCUCUGUCACUGACAGCAAGCUUCAUGUCAGCAGUCACGGUGCUGGCAACUCCUGUGGAGGUGUACAGUAACGGGGCAAUCUUUGUUUUAAGCUGCUUAGGCUUUGUCCUGAUGGUGGCCAUCAGCUCAGAGUUGUUCCUCCCCAUCUUCUACAGGCUGGGAAUAACCAGCACCUAUGAGUACCUGGAAAUGCGGUUCAAUAAAGUGGUUCGGCUGUUUGGUACGGCGAUGUUCAUCAUUCAGACAUUAUUAUACACUGGAGUGGUUAUCUAUGCACCAGCUUUGGCUUUAAACCAAGUGACAGGUAUCAGUCUGUGGGGAGCUUUGAUAUCAACUGGAAUGGUGUGUACCUUCUACUGCACCUUGGGGGGAUUCAAGGCUGUGGUGUGGACUGACGUGUUCCAGAUGAUUAUCAUUUUGGCUGGGUUUUUGGCUGUCAUUAUCCAAUCAGUGCUUCUACGAGGUGGGGUCUCGGUCAUCUUUAAAGAUUCUGCUGACGGUGGUCGACUCAACCUAUGGGACUUUGAUCCCAGCCCCCUGAGGAGACACACAUUCUGGACCAUCACCAUCGGCAGUACAUUUAUCUGGACCAGUAUUUAUGGUAUUAAUCAAGCUCAGGUGCAGAGAUAUGUCUCCUGCAAAACACUUCUUCAUGCCAAAAUGUCUCUGUACAUAAACUUGGUGUCACUCUGGAUCAUUUUGCUGUUUGCAGUAUUUUGUGGUUUGUGUUUGUAUUCAUUUUACAAAAACUGUGACCCAUGGACAGUGAAAAUGGUGACUUCUCAAGAUCAGCUUAUGCCGUUCUUAGUGAUGGACAUCUUUGGGGACUACCCUGGAAUUCCUGGACUGUUUGUAGCAGCUGCAUACAGUGGCACACUGAGCACAGUCUCCUCUAGUGUAAAUGCUCUAGCUACAGUGACAGUUGCAGAUCUGAUAGGACCAUACUUCAGCUUCUCAGAGCGAAAGCUUUCCUGGGCAUCAAAAGGACUGAGUGUUUUCUAUGGACUUGUGUGCAUUGGGAUGGCUGCUCUUGCAUCUGUGAUGGGAGGAUUGUUACAGACAACUAUCAGUGUUCUUGGUUCUCUGGGUGGACCUCUACUUGGCCUCUUCUCUCUAGGGAUCUUGUUUCCCUCAGCUAAUUCCAAAGGAGGUUUGGCCGGACUGAUCAGUGGGCUGCUUGUGUCACUCUGGCUUUGCAUUGGAGCCCAGGUCUACCACCCACUGCCGGAGAACACCAGACCCCUUCCUCUACAGACGCACGGCUGCAACAUCACUUCUCAUGAAUACUACUUUAGGAACUGGACUAGCAACUCAACACAAGCAAGUUAUAUCACUUCAGCUGAGCACUACAAAGCAGUGGAGAGGCCUCUGCUGGCUGAUUAUUGGUACUCACUGUCUUACAUGUAUUUCUGCCCUUUGGGGACUAUAGUUUGCAUAGUUAUUGGGCAGAUUGUGAGUUUUUUCUCAGGCGGUGAAACAUUAAAACUGGAACAAGGUCUGACAUUAACAAAGGAGGAUUUAACCUGCUAUAAGAUCUACACAAUACUAAAGCAAAAGGCCACGGGAAAUGCAGACGGGCUGGACCUGGUUACAAAGAAAAUGAAAUCUGGCAGAGCCAACCUUGCAUUUUGUGAUGUGGAGCUUGAUAUUACAAAAAUUCAGGCACCCAGACUUCUUGCGUAGGACAUUUUUUUAGUUAUCUCUUAACUCCUUUAAAGCAAUGACUUCAUCAUUUCAGCCUAACCACUCAUACUUUCCAUCUCCAGACUCAUGUAGCUGUCAUAAAUCUACCACUGUUCACAAAUGUACCAAAUUUGAUUAUUUGAGAUAUAACAUUUAAUUUUUGUUCUCUUUUUAUGUAGUUAUUGUUGAGAGACAAGGUCAGACAGGAGUCUCCCUGUACUAUGAUGUUUGUGGAUGAUAUUGUGAUUUGUGGUGAGAGUAGC
Silurus meridionalis is the source of this 2120-nucleotide messenger RNA. It is a transcript of the gene slc5a8, whose product is annotated as solute carrier family 5 member 8. The transcript is spliced from 15 exons. Lineage: Eukaryota; Metazoa; Chordata; Actinopteri; Siluriformes; Siluridae. Gene Ontology annotation, cellular component: membrane. Bases 1 to 1857 code for a protein of 618 amino acids. Gene Ontology annotation, biological process: sodium ion transport; propanoate transmembrane transport. Gene Ontology annotation, molecular function: organic acid:sodium symporter activity. The record is from RefSeq and is a predicted model, not a curated record.